AUGGCAUCAUCAACAACGCUUCCAAUACGAAAUGAAUCACGUUUAAAUGGUCAACAGGGACAACAAUAUUUAGUUGCUACAACAAAUCCAUCUAGUGGAGAAACCAAUGGAAAUCAAACAACAGGAAGAGUUAUUAUUGCAAAAGCACAUCCACCAAAUCAAAAUUCUCAAAUAAAUCAAAAUUCAAAUAAUAUUUCUGGUCCUGUACAAUUUCAAUUCAAUUCAAGUGAUGGUACACUUUAUACAGGAACAAACUCAUUUUUUCAACCACAAUCAUCAGGUGCAUCAUCAGAUGGCUUUUCUCAUCAUAUAUUAUCAUGUACAGGUGGAUAUUUUGUUCCAUCAUUAGAAAGUGGUUCACAACCAUUAACACAUACAACACGAGCAUCACCAGCAACCGUUCAAUGGUUAGUUGAUAAUUUUGAACCAGCUGAAGGUUGUUCACUUCGUCGUUCAACAUUAUAUUCAUUUUAUUUACAACAUUGUUCUGAACAAAAAUUAGAAGCUGUUAAUCCGGCUUCAUUUGGAAAAUUAAUUCGAUCAGUUUUUCUUGGUCUUCGUACUCGUCGUUUAGGUACACGAGGAAAUUCAAAAUAUCAUUAUUAUGGUAUACGUGUUAAACAAAAUUCAUCAUUAAAUGCUUUUUCUGAUGAACAUGGUGGAUUAACAUUUCGAGGUAAUAAUGCAUUUGCUAAUUUUAAAAAUCGUCGUUGGUCAACAUCAAAUGAUGGUUCAUCACCAGAAAAUAAACCCAAUGUUAAUGAUCAAUCAUAUUCAUCACAAUCGGAAUCAACUUUAUCACAAACAGAUACAAAACAAUUUAUUCAUGAAAAUAAUUCAUUAAUUAUAAAUGAAAAUGUUCAAUUAGAUUCAAAUAUUCAAUUACCUGAAGGUGUUACACAAGAAGAUAUUAAACGUUUUGAAACAGUUUAUAAAGAUCAUUGUCUUAAAUUAUUUGAUGUUAUAACAACAUUAGAUUUUGGUUCAGUUGAACAAAUUUGGUUUAAUUUUUGGUCACAAACAGGAAGAGAAGAAACAAUGCCGAUACCAUUAUUUCAUUCCAUUUGUUCAUUAAAUAAUAUUCAAGAAUUCAUUAAAAAUUCGGAUUAUCAAUUAUAUCAACAAUUAGUUGAAAGAUUAAUUGCAGAUAUUUUAUCACCAAUGCCAACAAGUGCAACUCAAUCCAUUCGGACAUUUGGUAAAAGUGUUGAUAGUUGGCUUCGUACAGCAUUAGGUCAUUUACCUGAACGAUUAAAAACAAUAAAAUUAACAAUUAUAAAUGCAUUUGCUAUGACAUUAAGACGUUAUACAUCAUUAAAUCAUUUAGCUCAAGCAGCACGAGCUGUUCUUCUUAAUUCAACACAAGUUAAUCAAAUGUUAGCUGAUUUAAAUAAAGUUGAUUUUCAUAAUGUUCAAGAACAAGCUUGGUGGAUAUGUGAAUGUGAUGAUAAUUUAGUAACACGUAUUGAAAGAGAAUUUAAAAAUCAUUUAUCAUCUCAAUCAACAUUAGAAGAUUGGUCACAAUGGCUUGAUUUAUUAUUAAAUGAUUUACUUAAACCAUAUUCAAAUUUAUCAGGAGAAAAAUAUACAAAACAAGCUAAACAAAUUCUUUUAAAUUGGUCAUUUUAUUGUUCAAUGGUUAUACGAGAUUUAACAUUACGUAGUGCAGCAUCAUUUGGUUCAUUUCAUUUAAUUCGUCUUCUCUAUGAUGAAUAUUUGUUUUAUUUAAUUGAACAUAAAAUAGCAUUACAUAUACAAAAAACUCCAAUUGCUGUGAUGGCUGAAUUAACAUUACAAAAUAAAUUAUCCAUAUUUGAUGGUGGUGUUAAUCCAUCAAAUGGAUCAGCAUCAAGUAUUUCCAUUGAACGCCGAAAUAUGCCAUCAAAAAUUUCAUUAGUUGUUAAAAAAGAUACACUUUCACCAGCACAAAUAUUAACAUUAUCAGGUUCAACUGUUCAAUUACCAAUAAUAAAUAAAUUAGUAUCAGCAGCUAAAUUAGCAAGUCAACCAUCGACAACAACGACAACAACAACAACGAAUUCAACACAACAAAAUGAAAAAGAUUCCGAAUCUGUUAAAAGACUUAAAACAACAGAUGAAAUUGUUGCUGUUUAG
Molecule: messenger RNA, 2115 nt
Organism: Adineta steineri
Lineage: Eukaryota; Metazoa; Rotifera; Eurotatoria; Adinetida; Adinetidae
Source: the annotation of a GenBank genome assembly